Messenger RNA from Trichoderma gamsii, 1599 nucleotides. RefSeq lists its product as hypothetical. The record is from RefSeq and is a predicted model, not a curated record. Lineage: Eukaryota; Fungi; Ascomycota; Sordariomycetes; Hypocreales; Hypocreaceae. Bases 1 to 1599 code for a protein of 532 amino acids. Gene Ontology annotation, biological process: DNA-templated transcription; regulation of DNA-templated transcription. The transcript has 4 exons. Gene Ontology annotation, molecular function: carboxy-lyase activity; DNA binding; DNA-binding transcription factor activity, RNA polymerase II-specific.
AUGUCUGGAGGCGACUCAACCGAAAACAUACCUGCGGGGGACUUCGACUUGCUGCUGUUUAGACGACGUCGAUUCCGAACCGCGAAGGCUUGUUAUCCGUGUCGACGGCGAAAAGUCAAAUGUGACCUUAAUCAGCCAUGCGGGACUUGCAUCAGUCGGGAGCAUCCCGAUUUGUGUGACUACACAACCAAUACUUUUGCUGGGGCGGAUCCAUCCACCUCCGAGCAGAGCCCGAAUAUCAGGGAGCAGCAACAAUCAGGGGCUGCCAAUGUGACCUUUACGGCUUCUGCCAUGGCUCAGGGGGUCUUUGUUGACCAGACGUUGCCGUACGGUACAAAGGUGCAUCUGGGCUCAGAGUCUCUACCCAGUGUCUUCUCAAUGGCAGGCCAAAAGGGAAAAGACUCUUCGUUGAAACUGUCGAUGGACCCAAAGGUAAUAUUCGAAUUGCUGUGCCUUCAAGACUCGAGCACGACGUUUCCCUUUACGAAUUUGUGGAUGCCAGGCGAUGGCAUUGAAAAAGUCUACAGUGCUUUGCCAGAAGACAAUGUUAUCUUGAGCCACUUUCGAUUAUACCAAGAAUCUCUAUUUCAUCUCGAGUCCUCGAUUGUAAACCUACGAAACUUUGAAACUUCACUCUUGGAGUUUCUUCAAAAGCGAAGAAAUACUGCCCCCGAUGCUUUCCUAGAACCCCUUUCUGUAUAUCCGAUCUCGUGGUUUGGAUUGCUAUUCGGAAUGCUGGCAUGCGGUGCCCAACUUGCUUCGAUAGAAGGGGAGCUUGAUAUUACGAAAGCAUGGGUUUUUGGCUUAGCAAUACGACUUGCCCAAGCCUUGGGCAUUCACUGCACGCCUGAUCCCAACACCAUCAGCAAUACUCAGAGAAGAGAAGAAGCCAUUAUCAAAUCAUCCAUAUGGCGAUCUCUAGUCUGGCAGGACACUCUUUCUUCCCUUUGCUACGAUCGACCGUCCGGAAUUACUGUCCUUGAAUCCAUUCCAUCGACAACCUCUUCUCCGCGAUUCUAUUCAUUCUUCGACAGUUGUCACCAUCUAUUUGUGACGGCAAACAAAAUCGGCCACUCUCAGAACCAAGCGAAAUUCUCAGGAGAGCGGCUACCCAACGAAGCGAUUCUUGAUUUCCGAAAGAUUGUCAACGUCAUUGAGACUCGAUCGGUUCCUCAUCUACAAGAUUUAUCCAAAUGCCAGUCGAAGAAUGAUUAUAUCCAACACUAUAUAUUCCGACUCUUCUCAGACUCUGUCAUGGUCUGCCUUUACAGGCCCGCCAUGACGGGCGAUGAAACACAAGACAGCGACAUAACAGAGUACUACCUAAACCGAUGCCGAUCUGCUUUACAAACAUACAUGGAGCUGCUUGAUUUGAACGGGGCUUUCCAGAGGCUUUGGUUCUUCGUUCACAUUACUUUCAGCUGCGCUCUGAUUCUGGGCCAGGCGGCCAAUACGCGAAACGUUCAUGCGGACAAGGCAUUUUUGAAGCGUUUCUUCCAUAGCGUCUCGCAGAAUCGCGCUUUUGUCAACCUUCCCGUCUACGAAAACGCCUGGAAAUUGCUGCAUGAGUUCUUAUGUGCAAACGAGCCUAGAAGGUAG